Messenger RNA from Raphanus sativus (radish), 606 nucleotides. RefSeq names its product putative phytosulfokines 6. Lineage: Eukaryota; Viridiplantae; Streptophyta; Magnoliopsida; Brassicales; Brassicaceae. Bases 154 to 453 code for a protein of 99 amino acids. The transcript is spliced from 3 exons. Gene Ontology annotation, biological process: cell population proliferation. The record is from RefSeq and is a predicted model, not a curated record. Gene Ontology annotation, molecular function: growth factor activity. Gene Ontology annotation, cellular component: extracellular region.
AUGUGAGAGAUCUACACGUUUAUUACAACUUUUGACUUGUUCUUCUUUCUCCUUCUCUCCUUCAUGUUUUAAAGUUUCGACUUUGUUCUUCUUUUUAUCUUCUUCAUGUUUUGAGCUUCUAUUCUCAAGAGACAAGAGCUCUGAAACAGAAAAAUGGAUAAAAAACUUAGCAUAAUGCUCUUCCUUUUUGUUCUUAUUCUUCUUCAGUUAUCUGAGCUUCGUACAGCUCAACGACCUUCUCAAGUGGAUAACGAAGCAGAAGAAAAAGGAAUCAAUAACAAUAAUUGGGCUUGGGCUACACAAGCAGAUAAGAUAUCUGACAUGGGCCAAGAGUUGUCGCAUUUGAUGGGAGAAGAGAAAUGCGAGGAGAGCGAUGAAGAGUGUAUGAAGAGAAGGAUGAUCACUGAAUCUCACUUGGACUACAUCUACACUCAAAGCCACAACAAACCUUAACUAUCAUCAGGAGGUACCAAGUAUGAAUAAUCCAAAACCAUAGUGUUUUAAGAAGUUAAAAGAAAAUUUUAAAAAGAUUGUAUUGUGAUAACAAUGGUUGUAUGAUUAUGGGGACUUGAUAUCUAUUAUUAAUAUGAACAACUAUAGUACAUA